CCAACAUCCAACUCCCUGAAAUCCCCACGUAGAAAAGAUUUUACGAAAAGUCCGCCAUUUUCAUCCUUCCUCCAUCUCAUUCUCUGGAUAUUCCCACCAAUUCAUCUUCCUCGAACAAGUUGCAGAGAUCGGGGAAGGGAUGUCCGGAUCUCAAAGCUCCAGAUCUCUGCAAUUCCUCUUCUUCCUUUUUAAUUUUAUCUUUCUCCAUUCUCUUUCAGUGUUGGCAAAUGACAAUUCAAGUGCUAAAGAUGGUGGUAAAACUAAAAAGGACGAUGUUCGGAGGAGCCCGUCAAUGGGGAUCAAGAUCCUAAUCAUAUGUCUAGGAGUUGUGACUGUUAUUGCCUUUUCUGUAAUUCUAUUCAAGAUAUGGCAGAAGAAGAAGAGAGAAGAACAACAUGCCCGUCUACUCAAGCUGUUUGAAGACGAUGAUGAACUUGAAGUCGAGCUUGGCCUUCGAGAUUGAUGAGCUCCGUGACACUCGUACUCUGUAUCCGAUUAAUGAAGAGGAGGUCCACAUUUGUGGAUUGAAUUGGCUUUUGUUUAAAUGGUGCACAUACAAGCUCUUAGAUCUUAUUCCAAUUUUGUUUUUGGAUAAGCCGGGCUCGUAAAAUAUCAUAGCAAAUUCUUUCUUGUGAAUUAGUUUUGAAUAAUGUUGUUCCUCCUUCAAUCAUUCAUCUUAGACAUGUAACAUGUUUAUGUUCUCUGAGGCAUGUCUCAAAUAUAAAUCAUUGUUUAGUGAAUUGGUCACGUCAUAUAGUAAAUAUACGUUACAUUUUUCAAGGGGGUGGGAAAUGGUGGUUGAUAGUAUAUGCUGUUGAACUAGCCAUGUUCUGAAGAAUGAGACGAUUUUCAUUUCCAAAAUGGAAGACCUUGUUGUUAGUUUAAAUCCCUUUCUUAA
This is a messenger RNA of Cucumis melo (muskmelon), 898 nucleotides long. RefSeq lists its product as uncharacterized. Lineage: Eukaryota; Viridiplantae; Streptophyta; Magnoliopsida; Cucurbitales; Cucurbitaceae. Bases 140 to 463 code for a protein of 107 amino acids. The record is from RefSeq and is a predicted model, not a curated record. The transcript is spliced from 2 exons.